GGACUCUGGACACCAGCCUUGGACGCCUAAAGUUUUCCCUUCUUUUUGUUUUAUUAUCAUCCUUCUCAUUUUUGGAGGAGGGGACGGGGCUGCAGAUUCGUCGCCGCCACCAACGUGAGAUUUUUUUUUUUCCCCCUCCCUUGAAGGAUUCCUGCUGAUGUCUGCAGAGUCGGUUAGAGUAAAAACAGCGCAUGCCUUCCUGGAGUCAGGAUCCGUAAAUUCUGACGUAGCCCGUGCAUCUUAAAAACCCCUAUAAUAACGCCUAGGCAUUUAAGUUGCUAUGGUCAUUCUGGUCGCAAGCCUAAUGGAGAAACUCCGGAUUUUUUUCCCUCCCUACGGUCGGAUGAGAUGAAGACCUGCCUGCCUGCCGAGAGCUGGGGAUCUGUGUGUAGAGAUACAUAGAUACGUUUAUCAAUAUGUCAGUGUGCGAGUAUAAAGUGGUGCUUGCUUAGACUAUCCGCGGUUUGACCUUGAACCUGAGCCAGCGAGACGGCAGGUUACUUUUAUUGAUGCAUUUCAUGGAUUGAAGAAAAGGACCUUUUUUUUUUUUUCUUCUUCUUCUUCUCUCUGCAACUGCAGUGAGGGACGGGAGUUGGAUUUACCUCGCCGAGUACCUCCUGGGUUGGCACCAUCAUCAUUGUUUAUCGCUGUGCUCGGAACGCCCGCCGACUGUGCCGAUGGCUCCCCUGGGUGAAGUUGGGAACUAUUUCGGCGUGCAGGAUGCGGUGCCGUUCGGGAACGGGCCGGUGUUGCCGGUGGACAGCCCGGUCUUGCUAAGUGACCACCUGGGUCAGUCCGAAGCAGGGGGGCUUCCCAGGGGACCCGCGGUCACGGACUUGGAUCAUUUAAAGGGGAUUCUCAGGCGGAGGCAGCUGUACUGCAGGACUGGAUUUCACUUAGAAAUCUUCCCCAACGGUACUAUCCAGGGAACCAGGAAGGACCACAGCCGGUUCGGGAUCCUGGAGUUCAUCAGUAUAGCCGUGGGUCUGGUCAGCAUCCGCGGCGUGGACAGUGGACUCUACCUCGGCAUGAAUGAGAAGGGGGAGCUGUAUGGAUCGGAAAAACUCACGCAAGAGUGUGUCUUCAGAGAACAGUUUGAAGAGAACUGGUACAACACGUACUCCUCCAACCUGUAUAAACAUGUGGACACUGGACGGAGGUUCUACGUCGCGUUAAAUAAGGACGGGACCCCCCGGGAAGGAACCAGGACUAAGCGGCACCAGAAAUUCACCCAUUUUUUACCCAGACCCGUGGACCCCGACAAAGUACCCGAACUCUAUAAGGAUAUCCUAAGCCAAAGUUGACAAAGACCGUUUCUUCACUUGAGCCCUUAAAAAAGUAACCACUAUAAAGGUUUCACGCGGUGGGUCCCUAUUGAUUUGCUGUGUCAUCACAUCCAUUGUUGCCAAACUCUGUCGCAUGCAUAGCCUGACGGAGGCGUGGAGGGGACAUGUGACUGCUGCGCCCCGGGCUCGACCUCCCGCGGGACCCCUGCCCGCUGUGCUGCCGGGUGGGUCUUGGGGCAGAGGGCGGCCGGGGAUGCGGGGUGGGGGGCACGUGGGGGCAGGGCCUGCAGAGAGGGGGCAGCAGAGAGGACAGGCCAUGCAUGUACCUGCCCGGUCUGUCCUUUCUCAUCCUGGUCAGCACAGCCGCUCCACCUGGACACGUCGGGACUGGCCGGUGGCCACGGGCCCGCUGCGUCUCCGCAGGUGCGGUGGGCGCGGUCUUACCGACAAGACUUUCUCAGUUCCUUGUCACGGGUGUCAUCCCAGUGAAUUUAAAGCAAAGACCUCUUAGUGAAAAAAAAAAAAGAAAAAGAAAAAAAGUUAAAUUUAUUUAUAGAGAUUCCAAAGGCGACAUUUUAUUUAUUUUAUAUAUUUAUUUAUUAUAUAGAGUUUAUUUUUAAUGAAAUAUGUACAGGCCAGAUAGGCAUUUGGAAGCUUUAGGCUCUGUAAGCAUUAAAUGGCAAGUCCGCUAGAACCUGUGGUGAGUCCACGUGUGAACGUGGCGUGCAUGGAUUUCAGACACUCGAAUGGCCCUGUGUCCCGAAGGCGACAGCCGCUGUCGUGCCCGUGUUACUGUAAACUAACGCGUACCGCUCAUGACACCGAGUAUCCACUCUUCAGACUGCUUUUCCCAUAGCUUAUCCCAGAGGAUUAAAGAUUAACUGGGUCUCAAACGUUUAUUCUGUGUCUGGACUAUUUCCUCUCUCUCAAGUGGCUUCCUCCAUCACAGUUGGAGAACAUGACGGUUGGUAUAUAUCCUACUUGUCUAAAUCUAUUGCAGAAUAUACCAAAGCUAAACAAUGACUGUGCUUUUGUUUUAGUCGAGCUCCAGAACAACAGGACUCAUUUCAAACAUGUACUGGUUUAGAAUUCUCAAAAAGGAAAAAAAAAAAAAUUACUUGGUACAGAUUUUUUUUUUAGGGGACAAGAAUCUGAAUCAAAACUGCAGGGUAAUUCUUAUAAACUUGGCUCUCAGAUAUUAAAUUACACAAGCACCAUAGGUGUCAUUGUAACAUCUUUUAUAGAAAAUUGCUUUCGGUGUGACCUGUCAUAAUACCUGGUAAAAACACCCUUCAAAUAAGACUUGCAUAAUGAAACUAAUAAAUCUCCAUCAAUCAUGACAAUGAGAGGGAAAAUAAAUACUUGUUGACUGUGUUUUGUUUUUUAAAAGGGUCUGUGAGCACUUGAUUUUUUUAGAGGGGAAGUUACUAUAUAAUAUCUCUUUUACUAGCCUUUUAUAACAUUUUAUGCUGAAAAGCAUAAGAAUACAUAUUUCUUUAGUAGCAAUAAUUUUGAAACCUGCCCUUGGGCAAGGGAGACUAUUUCUUACUCUAUACUAAGGAGAAGAGAGCCAAAUUCUUAAAGCAAUAUUUAAGAAAAAGAAAUUUAUAACAAAUUCAAAUACCACAUAUAGCAUUUUUCUAGCCAGUUACAUGGGAAAUUGAAAGUGACAGUUAAAAAAUGUGUUGGGAUUUAUGUAACUAAUUUUAAAGUUUAAUAUUCCAACUUUGUUUUGCUCUGAUGCACAUUCUCUAUGAAAAAUAAAACUAUGUCACUGGUGAGUCAAAGCUGUUUUGAGGUAGAAGCUCAUGGCUUCUUGUCAUGAGCACAGGGGCCCCUUCCCUGACCCAAAGUGGAGAACGGGCAGGUUCACUGAUGUGCAUUAAGGAAAAACCAACUCCAGUGUUUGGAAUUAAGAAAUGUGGGGGAGGGGGCAGAAGCAAUGUAAAAUAUCUGAUUUAUGAUAAAGGUCAGAAUGUCCUCUUCAUUUAUUUUCUUUUUUUCUCUAAACAGAAGCUGCAUUUAAUCCCAAGAUGUAGUAUUCUUAUUUAUUAUUUAACCCUUUGCUGCUGCUAAUGUGUGCACAUAUUCAGGCUGUAGAUUUUCCAAAAGGCAUUUAAUAUUUUUGGCUGAGAAACACCAAGCCUCUGACCACAGGGAAGGAUCACGUUUCUAGGAUGUCGUGGGUACAAUGUUUAGCACUGAAGAAACUGAUUUUAGGAGACAGCCAAAAGUGAUCUUAAGGUAGCACUAGAUGCUGGAUUGACCCAUCAGAGAGAAAGAAAAUCAUCUGCGAAAAAGAUAAAGCUCCCCAUGGGUUCCUGGAAAGUGCUACUUUAAUGUCGACUUUUGGAGGUUUUUGUUUUUUUUUCAGUGAUUUUUUUUUUUUUUUUAAAGAAAAACAAAAUGUUAUAUGCUUUGGCAACUGAUAUAAUAAACUGUAAUGGUGUGUAAAUAAAUAAAUACUGACUUAUGCAAUUUCUGUACAUAAGUGUGCUGGGGGAGUGGAUGGCUCAGGUCUGGGGCCGGCACUGUCCUGUGGGGCCAUGGAGUAAGCCCCCCAGCUCCUGGCUUUGCACCCGGUUCUUGUCGUAAGGCACCCACGGCCAUGGACAGCUGACUCCCCCCCCCCCUCCUCCACCACCACUUUUGGAGUGGUGGGUCCAGUUUUCACAAACGUGAGCCUGGCUGGCCAAACCGCUGUCUUAACUGGUGCCAAACACUGCACCUCAGUCACAGACUUAACGGGCAUGGACUGAUCACCCCCCAUCUGUCAUGCAGAUGUCCCCAGGCCAUGCCGACGGACAUGCCAGCUCACCUUGGGGCACCUGUCCCCAGGCCGUGCCGAAGGACAUGCCAGGUCACCCCAGGGCAGCUGUCCCCGCCAUGUCCUGCGCUAUGGGUCAGUGAACGGCUUCAGUUUAUGGUUUUCAUGCGAUUUCAUCUCACU
Messenger RNA from Dama dama (fallow deer), 4236 nucleotides. RefSeq names its product fibroblast growth factor 9 (gene FGF9). Gene Ontology annotation, cellular component: cytoplasm. Gene Ontology annotation, biological process: animal organ morphogenesis; positive regulation of gene expression; positive regulation of protein phosphorylation. The record is from RefSeq and is a predicted model, not a curated record. Bases 678 to 1304 code for a protein of 208 amino acids. Lineage: Eukaryota; Metazoa; Chordata; Mammalia; Artiodactyla; Cervidae. The transcript has 3 exons. Gene Ontology annotation, molecular function: fibroblast growth factor receptor binding; growth factor activity.